Messenger RNA from Phaedon cochleariae (mustard beetle), 830 nucleotides. Lineage: Eukaryota; Metazoa; Arthropoda; Insecta; Coleoptera; Chrysomelidae. The record is from the annotation of a GenBank genome assembly.
AUGGAAAAUGAUCGGUUUCAGAAAUGUUUCAGACACAUAUUUUGGUUUACUGGGAUAGUUGUUAUGUAUGAUGUGCAAAAUAUGGAACUAUUUAACUUAUGCAAGGUUACUCUAGAUGAAGCUGUUCAUAUUGAAGAAAUUACUAGAAAGCAGAGUAAAUCAGAUCAUUGGAUUAAGCAGAGGCAAAAUAGAAUAACUUCUAGUAAGUUUGGUGAUAUAAUCAAACGGAAGGCCCCUGUUAAUGAGUCUCUUAUUAACAGAAUAUGGCCUAGAACUAGUGUAACCACAGCCUCCAUGAAAAUGGGUUUAGAUAAUGAAGAGAAAGCAGUUGAAAAAUACCUCAUGGAUAAUCCAACAUAUAAAGCAUUUACUUGCGGGGUUUGCAUAAACCCUGGGAUUCCAUUUCUAGCUUCAACACCAGAUAGGUUGAUAUAUGAUACAGAGACGGAACAAUGUCAUUUACUUGAAAUAAAAACACUUGUUAAAGGAGGACUAACAUUAAAACAAACUGUAAGAGAAUGUAUACAAGACAAAUCUGCCCCAUUUUUGGAAGUUACUAGAGAAAAUGAAAUACGGCUUAAAGAAAACCAUGGACACUAUAUGCAGAUACAGGCUUGAAAACAUGUCACCUUUUAGUUGACAGUGGAUGUGAUGUAUUCAAGCAAGUGAUUGAUUUUGAUGAAAGCACAUGGACUAAUGAGUAUUUGCCAAUUUUAACUCUGUUUUAUUUUCAUCAAUUCAAAAAUUCUCAUCACUUUAAACAAUAAUUUCAGUGUCGGCAGAAUAUGAGGCUUGUUAAUUCUAAUACCUUUGAUUAAAAUAUAUUCAAG